AUGGGUUCAAUUGAAACUCUUGACAUCCACUCUGUUGGUCUCAGUGAACGUCCCUAUGCAUCACGUGAUCUCGCUCAGUUCGUCUGUAAGAUUACACAUCUGAAGGACCUGUCAAUCUACAAUCAGUUUCACGAUGACUUCUUCUCAACAUCGUCAUCGAUGGCAUCAUCUGCAAAGAGUUGUAACACGAGCCCCACCCUGACUGAGCUGACAGUGGAUUGUGACACACUAAAAGGAUGGCAGGAUUGUGGUUCGAUGUUUGACAAUGUGAAGAGGGUCACUAUACAGGUAGGGAGCAAGAUCAAAUGUGACGUCAUCCAGAGGAUCCAUCUACCAGGAACAACAGAACUCACUAUUCAAACACAUGAGAGUGCAGGUCUACCGGCUGGUUUCCACGAGGAGCCCACUUCACUACCCAAAGCCCUCCUGAUUAUCUCCCCUCAGUUUGUCAAGGUGACAUUCAGGGAUCUUGACAUUGGUAACAGUAAGAUGGAACUAAUCUUACAAGCUUUCAGAUCACCUCACAACCUCAAAUAUCUGAAGAUUAUCAGAUUCAUACGAUGCGGGUCAGAUGAGGGCGUGGAUGGUGUCAUAAUGGCUUGCAAUAAAGACCAGGUCAUGGAGGUGGAGGUGGAGCAUGGCAAACCACGUGGUGAUAAUUUCUUUUAGAUAUCAUAGAGAUGGUACCACACUCGAUCUGACGAAUCAGACGGAGCUGACAAUCUUUGCACUCAAACAGGAAUUGUGGGCUGAAAUGAAAAGUGCCUCAAACACAUCAUCGAACUUUUGCUUUUACCAUUGUCAUGCAAUCGAUUUCAUUAUUCAUGCAGUGAGUCCCGUUGACAUUCAUAUGAUAUAGACGGAUAUGUAUGCUUUACAUCGGUAUUGCAGCUCUUGUGAUUGUGAUUUUGAAUUUCAUUCUUAAUGUUACUCUCAGUGUUCUUGCAUCUAAUAUACUUUAAAGGGUGUUAAGUAGAUUUACACGGUGAAAAUAUAAAAAUAUCAUGA
Molecule: messenger RNA, 1008 nt
Organism: Strongylocentrotus purpuratus (purple sea urchin)
Lineage: Eukaryota; Metazoa; Echinodermata; Echinoidea; Camarodonta; Strongylocentrotidae
Exons: 5
Coding region: 1-669 (222 amino acids)
Source: RefSeq, a predicted model, not a curated record